This is a messenger RNA of Medicago truncatula (barrel medic), 1083 nucleotides long. Its product is annotated as transcription factor MYB36. Lineage: Eukaryota; Viridiplantae; Streptophyta; Magnoliopsida; Fabales; Fabaceae. Bases 121 to 879 code for a protein of 252 amino acids. The transcript has 3 exons. The record is from RefSeq and is a predicted model, not a curated record.
CAAAAAUACAUUGUUUUGUCUUGUAGUUGACUAGGUUCUUCUGCUUUAAUGUAACCAUAGCGGUGGCAUCUAAGUUUAUAACAUCAUUGUUCAACAAUUUUUUGUUGAGUAAGAGUAGUCAUGGGAAGAGCUCCUUGUUGUGACAAAGAAAAAGUUAAGAGAGGACCAUGGUCUCCUGAUGAAGAUGCAACACUCAAGAGUUAUCUUGCAACUCAUGGCACUGUUGGAAAUUGGAUUGCAUUGCCCAAAAAAGCUGGACUUAAGAGGUGUGGGAAGAGUUGCCGUCUAAGGUGGCUGAAUUAUCUGAGGCCAGACAUCAAACAUGGAGGCUUCACUGAAGAAGAGGAUGCCAUCAUUUUCACCCUCUAUUCUCAAAUGGGUAGCAGAUGGUCUGCCAUAGCAUCUAAACUACCUGGCAGAACAGACAAUGAUGUGAAAAACUAUUGGAACACAAAACUGAAGAAGAAGAUUUUGACAGGAAUAGUUAAGCUCAAACCAAUGACUGAAAAUGACAAUACUAUCCCUUCAACUCCAUCACUAACUCAAAGUUCCAACCCUCAAAAUUCAGAAAUCAAUUUCCCUGCUUCACAAAAUCAGCAUUCUCCACCUUCACCACUGCCAAAUAUGCUAGACAAUAAAGUUGACAAAAUUCAUGAUGCUGUAGUAUCAGAAAUUGGUACAAGUAACAAAAGUAUUAUUAACCCUUUGGUGUCAAUUUCUCAAGACUCUUCAAGCAUUGCAAUUCAAGAUCAAGCUGGUGAUGAAUCUAUGGAAUCAUUCAUGGAUUUUGGAUUUGGAUUUCCUCAUGAUGAUGUCAAUGAUCUUAACUGCUUUCCUGAGUGGGUUGAUUUUAGUUAUGCCGACAUUAAGCCAAACUGACUGUAUCAAAAUGUUGCAUUGUUUAUUUAGUUCUAGUAAUCAUCGGAUUAUGUAACAGCAAAAAAAUUACAUUACAUAGGUGACAUAUUUCUAGUUUGGUAAGUACUAUGGUUUAGUAUUUUUUUUCUUCGAGAAAUCGAAGCGAUAAGGCUGAAUUUUAGCAUUCUUCAAAAAUAAAGAGGUUGAAUUUUAGUAGAUUGUUCA